CGCUGUAUUGCAGACGAUUUUUACAAGCCAAAUACAAAGUGAAGCGAGUGAAGAAAUCAUGGCAUCAACGUUAGAUUCUUACGUUAAUCGUUCCGUAUGUGUUAUCACGAGUGAUGGGAGGAAUUUUAUUGGUAUUCUUAAAGGAUUCGAUCAAACCAUCAACCUAAUCAUUGACGACAGUCAUGAGAGAGUGUUUAGUUCUACCCAAGGAGUCGAGCAAGUCCAACUGGGACUGCACAUCAUCAGAGGAGACAAUGUAGUUUUAAUUGGGGAAAUUGAUAAUGAACUUGAUUCCAGACUCAAUUUAUCAGAAAUAAGAGCAGAACCAUUAGCUCAAAUCCACCAUUAAAGUUUGCAUUAUUCCAUCAUGAUCAUUUGAAAUACAAUCUUUUUUACAGCUU
This is a messenger RNA of Daphnia pulicaria, 401 nucleotides long. RefSeq names its product U6 snRNA-associated Sm-like protein LSm8. Gene Ontology annotation, molecular function: RNA binding. The coding region runs from base 59 to 349 and encodes 96 amino acids. NCBI's taxonomy places the organism in Eukaryota, Metazoa, Arthropoda, Branchiopoda, Diplostraca, Daphniidae. The record is from RefSeq and is a predicted model, not a curated record. The transcript is spliced from 4 exons. Gene Ontology annotation, biological process: mRNA splicing, via spliceosome. Gene Ontology annotation, cellular component: U4/U6 x U5 tri-snRNP complex; U6 snRNP; precatalytic spliceosome.